Cyclopterus lumpus (lumpfish) is the source of this 3530-nucleotide messenger RNA. It is a transcript of the gene wdtc1, whose product is annotated as WD and tetratricopeptide repeats 1. The record is from RefSeq and is a predicted model, not a curated record. The coding region runs from base 242 to 2272 and encodes 676 amino acids. Gene Ontology annotation, cellular component: cytoplasm; Cul4-RING E3 ubiquitin ligase complex. Gene Ontology annotation, molecular function: protein binding. Lineage: Eukaryota; Metazoa; Chordata; Actinopteri; Perciformes; Cyclopteridae. Gene Ontology annotation, biological process: negative regulation of fatty acid biosynthetic process. The transcript has 16 exons.
UCGAUCUGUGUUCCCUCACGUCACAAAGAUGCGUGAUGCGCAAUGAGGAUUGUGUUCAUGUCAGAGGAGGUUUCAGCCAGAAUCCUGUCAACAAACUAAGAGAGAGUGUGAUUUAUCAAGUUGGUUAAAUGGACUUCCUUUGACAGGAGCCUGUUGAGUUCAAGGAGAGCGCUUAUUCUCGGGGGAGAAAGAGUCAAUGUCAUCUGAGCUCUGACCCCCUGGAACAUCCAGACCCUUCUUUAUGUUUUGUGGUGAGGCCAUGACUACUGUCAACAUCACCCGAGACAUCCUGCACCGGCAGAUCAGAGACAAGAGAGCGUCAGGCUUCCAAAGGUCCUAUCAUGUGACUGACCCUUUCAUCAAAAGACUUGGACUGGAGGCUGAGCUUCAGGGUCAUACUGGCUGUGUGAACUGUUUGGAGUGGAAUGAAAGAGGAGAUUUACUGGCCUCGGGCUCAGACGAUCAACAUGCCAUCAUCUGGGAUCCGUUCAAACACACAAAGCUUACAACUAUGCACACGGGUCAUGCAGCAAAUAUAUUCUCUGUGAAGUUCCUCCCUCACUCAGGGGACAGAAUUCUGAUAACGGGUGCGGCCGACACAAAGGUCCAUGUGCAUGACCUGACGGUGAAGGAAACCAUCCAUAUGUUUUCUGAUCAUACAAACAGAGUGAAACGCAUUGCCACAGCACCCAUGUGGCCCAACACCUUCUGGAGUGCUGCGGAGGACGGCAUCAUCCGACAAUAUGACUUGAGGGAGAGCAGUAAGCGCUCAGAUGUGCUGAUCGACCUGACGGAGUUCUGUGGUCAGCUGGUUGAGGCCAAGUGUCUCGCUGUGAACCCACGGGACAACAACUACAUGGCAGUGGGAGCCAACGGGCCUUUUGUUCGCCUUUAUGACAUCAGGAUGAUUAACAAGUACAGAAAAUCUUUAAACCAGAGCACAUCAGCAGCUGUGCACACAUUCUGUGAAAGGCAGAAGCCCAUCCCAGACGGAGCUGGGCAGUAUUAUGUCGCAGGACAUCUGCCAGUGAAACUCCCAGACUACAAUAACCGCCUGAGGGUUCUGGUGGCCACCUAUGUCACCUUCAGCCCCGAUGGCACUGAGCUACUAGUUAACAUGGGGGGUGAACAGGUGUAUCUGUUUGACUUGACGUUUAAACAGAGGCCAUACACCUUCUUACUUCCAAAAAAGUGCCAGUCAUCAACAGGAGACGUACAGAACGGAAAGACGACCAACGGCGUCUCAAACGGAAUCGUCUUGCCAGCCAGCCGUAUUCGAAUUGCCGGAAGCAAGAUGCGUUCGAGUUCUACCGAGCUCCCUGUUCACUUGGAGAAGAUAAAGCAACAAGCUAAUGAUGCCUUUGCACGGCAGCAGUGGACGCAGGCUAUCCAGCUGUACAGUUUAGGCAUCCAUCAGGCCAGCGGUAACGCCAUGCUGUAUGGGAACCGGGCAGCAGCAUACAUGAAACGCAAGUGGGACGGAGACCAUUAUGACGCCCUCAGGGACUGCCUGAAGGCUCUGACUCUAAACCCUGGUCAUCUGAAGGCUCAUUUCAGGCUGGCACGCUGUCUGUUUGAGCUGAAGUAUGUGUCUGAAGCUCUCGAGUGUCUAGAUGAUUUCAGAGGAAAGUUUCCAGAGCAGGCGCAAAGUAGUGCCUGUGAUUCCUUGGAUAAAGAUAUCAAGGCUGCUCUCUUCACCAAGACAGAAACAGCAGAAGAUAAGAAGGCCAACAGCUCCAUUCGAUUCCACUCCUUCAAUCGUAAGGAGUCCAUCCCUGAAGAUGAGUUGGUGCUGAGAGAGCGCAGCUUUGACUACAAGCACAGAUACUGUGGUCAUUGCAAUACCACCACUGAUAUCAAAGAGGCCAACUUCUUUGGAAGCAAAGGCCAGUACAUUGUCAGCGGCUCAGACGACGGCUCCUUCUUUAUCUGGGAAAAGGAGACGACCAAUCUGGUGAGGAUCCUGCAGGGGGAUGAGUCCAUAGUCAACUGCCUGCAGCCCCACCCUAACUACUGCUUCCUGGCAACAAGUGGUAUUGACCCCGUGGUUCGAUUGUGGAACCCUAGACCAGAGACGGAGACUGAGAACGGCCGAGUGGUGGAGGACAUGGAGAGUGCUGCUCAGGCGAACCAGCGGCGCAUGAAUGCUGAUCCCUUGGAGGUAAUGCUGCUCAACAUGGGCUAUCGCAUCACAGGCCUGCGAGGCGUUGGCCCCGAUGGCUCCGAUGACGAAGACAGCUCAGAGGGACAAGUACAGUGUCGGCCAAGCUAAGCAAACGGUCUGCCAUUCUAGAGAAUGGACGUAGGAAGCGACUGUUUGAAUCUUUAUUUACCCCCUUCCCCCCCAACCCCCAGAAUCUGACAGAAACAUUGAGUGAAUAUCAUGUCACAUCUCUGCACUAUGCAUCACCCUCCCCUGUCCAAAGAGGGGACCGGUGGAGACCAUCUUGGGGAGAGGAAUUCAUGGAGGGUGGAGAAGACGCCCAUCCCGCCCCCCUUUCAAAGCACCAACCUCAGUCUCUCCCGCCACAGGAGGGACACCUUUUGAGGAGAGCACCUUCCACGUCACUACCCCAGUUUCUCACGAAGGAGGAGGAGUUCGGCACUUGUCCCUCCUCAGGUUUAUGUUGGAGAGACGCACAACACGCCCGCGCUCAGACGACCUAUUUUCAGGUCUGUGUGGCCGCACAGUCGCAGUAUCCUCCAUGGAGGGUCAGAUCACAGACUAGAAGACAGUGCUUUGUUGCAUCUCCUGUCAGCUUCGCGGUUGGAGCUUUGAGUCUUAGUGUCCGCAAAUAUCAGAAAGGCUGUACACCCAAGUCAUUCAUCCUGGGUUCAACUUGGUCAUGUUUUCAGUGUUUAUGUUGCACAGCUUUGAUCACAGGAAGCCUAGAAUUAAUUGUUGCUCCUAUGAAAUGUAUUUAUAAGCCCUGUUUAGUUUAUAUGUCAGAAAAAAACAAGGGGUUUCUUCUGCCAAAGGUUGUCAUUUCAAUGGCCAAGGAUUAAUGUCUGCUUUCUUUGUUUCAUUGAAACAUCGUUUUGACAUUCUGUACUCCUUUUAGUCAAAAGGUUUUACUACAAUAGUUUGUUGACAAGAUCAACAAGAUGUCUGAAGAGAAACAUUUGUAAAAAAAAACUUGAUAAUACAUUGUUUUGUUAUAACUCAAGUCCCAUUAAUUGCAAAUGUUGUUUGGCAAAUUGUAUUUUUGGGGAUAUGGCAACAGGGCGCUAAAUAUUUGGUGUGUGGCUCUUGCAAUAGUCCCCUGCUGCAGUCAGGUGUGGAGUCCUGCUUGCAUGAGGCUCCUCUCACUAUAGUUGUGGGCAAAAAACGGACACAGAGCCAUCCUAUCUGUUGCUCAGAGAACAGUUCAUCGGGUCUUCUUUGCCCCAAAAUAAGGUAAAUAUUAAGUAAUGCAACACUCGGCUUCCAUGUGUUUUACCUUUUACCUAUUAAUUUGAGAUACUGUUUUUCUUUGAGGAAUCCUAUGAUAACUUUUGUUGCAAACAAAGUAAAGAAUACAAUUAUUGAA